AAGUUCCCCCAGCCUUGCCCUCACCACCCAGGCCCCAUGGUUCACCCUCACCCCCUCCUCAAGGGAAAAAGCCUGGCCUGAACCCUGUUGCCUAGCAACCUUGCCUAAGCCAUAUGGGGCUCCCAUUGUCUUACCAGGCAAGCCCUCAGUGGUCUCCAGUUGUCUACCAGGCAAGCCCUCCGUGGACUGAUGGGAUGGGUUGGGGGUCCUGAGUGAGAAGAGACCCUAGGAGGGGCAGUAGUAGGCGACCGAAACGUCACAGCCCGGAUUGGGAAGCCACUGGUGCUGAACUGUAGGGGGGCCCCCAAGAAACCACCCCAGCAGUUGGAAUGGAAACUGGUAAGCAGGGCUCCUGUCACAGCUUCCCCACUUCCAGAGAGACCAGCGAUGAUUUGUAUCCCCACCUCCCUGCCUCAGGAGUCCUUUCCCAAAGGACCUGCCCUGCUCAGGCCCCUCUCCUCUGUCCCCAGAACACAGGCCGAACAGAAGCUUGGAAGGUCCUGUCUCCCCAGGGAGGUCCCUGGGAUAGUGUAGCUCGAGUGCUCCCCAAUGGCUCCCUCCUCCUGCCGGCAGUAGGGAUCCAGGAUGAGGGGACUUUCCGGUGCCAGGCAAAAAGCAGGAAUGGAAAGGAGACGAGGUCAACCUACCAAGUCCGAGUCUACCAGAUUCCUGGGAAGCCAGAAAUUGUGGAUCCUGCCUCUGAACUCAUGGCUGGUGUCCCCAAUAAGGUGGGGACAUGUUUGUCCAAGGGGGGCUACCCUGCCGGAACUCUUAACUGGCACUUGGAUGGGAAACCCCUCAUACCUGAUGGCAAAGGAGUGUCCGUGCAGGAAGAGACCAGGAGACACCCUGAAACAGGGCUUUUCACACUCCAGUCAGAACUGAUGGUGACCCCAGCCCGGGGAGGAGCUCCCCAUCCCACUUUCUCCUGUAGCUUCAGUCCUGGCCUUCCCCGGCGCCAAGCCCUACACACGACCCCCAUCCAGCUCAGCGUCUGGGAGCCUGUGCCUCUGGAGGUCCAAUUGGUGGUAGAGCCAGAAGGUGGAACAGUAGCUCCUGGUGGUACCGUGACCCUGACCUGUGAAACCCCUGCCCAGUCCUCCCUUCAAAUCCACUGGAUCAAGGACGGCGUGCCCCUGCCCCUUACCCCCAACCCUGUGCUGCUCCUCUCUGAGGUAAGACCUCAGGACCAGGGAACCUACAGCUGUGUAGCCACCCAUCCCAGCCAUGGGCCCCAGGAAAGCCGUGCUGUCAGUGUCCACAUCAUCGAAACAGAGGAGGGGCCAACUGCAGGUUCUUUGGAAGGGCAGGGGCUGGGAACUGUAGCCCUAGCCCUGGGGAUCCUGGGAGGCCUGGGGAUGGCUGCCCUGCUCAUUGGGGCCGUCAUAUGGCAAAGACAGCGACGCCAAGGAGAGGAGAGGAAGGCCCCAGAAAACCAGGAGGAGGAGGAGGAGGAGCGCGAAGAGCUGAAUCAGUCAGAGGAGCCUGAGGCAGCUGAGGGCAGUGCAGCAGGGCCUUGAGGGAUGCACAGCCAGACUCCAUCCAUCACCUCCAUUUUCUUUCCCCUCACCCCUGCUCUGUUCUGGCCCCACACUAGUUCUUUCCUGUGUAACUGUACCCACCUCACCAAACGUGCUUCCACAACCAGAGCCUCCCAACAGUGAGAAGUAAACACCUUGCCCUAUUUGCUCAUGUA
This is a messenger RNA of Panthera uncia (snow leopard), 1696 nucleotides long. It is a transcript of the gene AGER, whose product is annotated as advanced glycosylation end-product specific receptor. The transcript has 10 exons. Gene Ontology annotation, molecular function: signaling receptor activity. Gene Ontology annotation, biological process: regulation of inflammatory response; regulation of p38MAPK cascade. The record is from RefSeq and is a predicted model, not a curated record. Gene Ontology annotation, cellular component: plasma membrane. Lineage: Eukaryota; Metazoa; Chordata; Mammalia; Carnivora; Felidae. The coding region runs from base 330 to 1520 and encodes 396 amino acids.